CAGUCUCUCCAUACACUUGCUUGUUUCUCAGAAAGCACACAACUGCUGGUUUACAUCCGAAACCUUUAACAGUAUGGCACCCAAGAAGGUUGAACCAAAGAAACCAGAGCCCAAAAAGCCGGAGCCCAAGAAGGAUGCUGCUCCAGCUGCCAAGCCAGCUCCAACCCCAGAGCCCCAGCCUGAGGUACCCAAGGAACCGGAGUUCGACCCCAAAAAGAUCACUCUUGAGUACACCAAUGACCAGAUAGAGGAGUUUAAGGAGGCCUUCACCCUUUUUGACCGCACACCCACUGGGGAAAUGAAGAUCACAUAUGCCCAGUGUGGAGAUGUGAUGCGAGCUCUGGGCCAGAACCCGACCAAUGCAGAUGUGCUGAAAGUACUUGGCAAGCCACGGCCUGAGGACAUGAGCACUAAACUGGUGGACUUUGAGACCUUCUUGCCAAUGUUGCAACAUAUCUCCCGUGCAAAAGACCAAGGCAACUUUGAGGAUUUUGUGGAGGGGCUCAGGGUUUUUGACAAGGAGGGCAAUGGUACCAUCAUGGGAGCAGAGCUACGUCAUGUGCUGGCCACCCUGGGAGAGAGGAUGACAGAAGACGAGGUGGACAGACUGAUGGCUGGGCAGGAGGACGCCAACGGAUGCAUCAACUAUGCCUCUUUUGUCAAGCACAUUCUCUCUGGGUGAAUGGGGCAGUUAACCAAAGGACUGAGAGUAUUACUCAUUUUCUCCACUUUGUGGAUCCUUACUUAAGCUUUGUCCUGUUAGCAAGGUGAGCAUCUGACUUAGAGCAUUACAAGAUUUUGGCAGUCAAAAGCAGCAGAUGACAGAUAAAUGGAGAAAAAAAUGUUAAUCAUAAGAUCUAUGAAUGGUUUCUUUGAAUGAAUAAUGCGCACUGAAACACUGUGAGAUAUAAUGAAAUGUCAAUGAUAUAUCAGACAUCCAUAAAGAAACAUCCAUAAAUAAAGGAAAUAAAAUUUCAA
Molecule: messenger RNA, 978 nt
Organism: Myripristis murdjan (pinecone soldierfish)
Lineage: Eukaryota; Metazoa; Chordata; Actinopteri; Holocentriformes; Holocentridae
Product: myosin light chain 4
Exons: 1
Coding region: 74-682 (202 amino acids)
Cellular component (GO): myosin II complex
Molecular function (GO): calcium ion binding
Source: RefSeq, a predicted model, not a curated record